GCGUCUUCAGUUGCAGUCGUCGCCGCUAGAUGGCGGCGUACUCCGUCCUGUUGUCGCCGCCCCGCCAGCCCACCACAUGUGUUGCUAGCGCACGGUUGUUUGAUAGGUCUCUCAGCACGUAAUAUUCGAAGGAGGACGACCAGAAUGUUUUAAAAAUUUUGUUCUGCGUAUACAGGUUAUGUUCUUCUGUUUACUGUGGACUUGAUACUGUUCUCCAGCCUGAAAUAGUCCUGACAGACAAAUACCGGACUCAUUGAUUCAUUAUGACUGAAUAUCAAGUUGGAAGUCUUGGAAAUUUGAUAUCGGGCAAUGCUGACAGUAAUUCUGGAACCAAAAUAGUGUAUGAGAAAGUGACACUCAACAAUCGUGCUUCGAGAAAUAGUCAUGAAAGCCAGCUAAAGCCCAAGUCCAAAGGUACCUCCACUUUCAGAGAAAAGGGUAGAAAGUUAAAGGAAAAGAUAGCAAGUCCCUUUUCGCGAAAAACCAAACCUGACAUUGCAGGUGAUGAUAGUGUAAAAACUGUAGCAAAGUCCUGGAAACAUAUUCCUGAAAGUGAUGAAGCAACAGUGGUUGAUGGUGUUGAAGCUCUACCAGAUACGUUUUCUCGCAAUGCAGCAAGACGAAUCCACUUGAAAAAAAAUACAAAGAAACAUGUGGAUGAACCUGAAAGAGAAGCACGAACCAUAUUUGUUGGGAAUAUUCCUUAUGCGCAUGCAAAGAAGAAGAAACUUAUAAAAUUCUUCUCUAGUUAUGGAAAUGUUGAAUCAAUCCGAUUUCGAUGUGCUCCCCUUAAAGACCCCCGUAUGUCCAAAAAGGUUGCGGUAAUCAAGCAUGAAUUUCACCCUGAACGUUCAAGCAUCUGUGCGUUUGUGGUAUUCAAAUCAGAGAGUGAAGCAAUUCACGCUAAAGAGGCCAAUGGUGCGGUUUAUCAUGACCACCAUCUUCGUGUUGACAUGGCUGGAAAUGCAGCUAAAAAGGAAUUUGAUCCUAAAAAAUGUGUAUUUAUUGGCAACGUUGCCUUUUCUGCAGAGGAAGAAGACUUAUGGGAUUUAUUUUCCAAGUGUGGUGCAAUUGAAAGUGUUCGCAUUGUCAGAGAUCCUGUUACCGCUGUCUCCAAAGGAAUAGCAUUUGUGAAUUUUGAAGAUGCAGAUGCUGCUGAACUGGCUCUCCAAUUAGAUGGAGAGACAAUAAAGAAACGUAAGCUAGCAGUCAGGCGUCAUAAACCUAAUUCAAAGCCAUCCUUAGAUAAAUCUUCUGAUCAAGCUCUACGGCAUAAAGGAGCUAAGCCUCUAGAUGAGAAAACUAAACAGAAACAAAAGUUGAAAGAUGAAGUAAGAUUACAGAAAAAAGAAAAACGAAAGCUGCGCAGAGAGGGGGAGAAAUUGCUUGGUAUUGUUAAGAAAAAGAAGAAUGAUGAUUCCAGUGAAGCCUCUAAAAUGGAAAAGGCUGACAGUGCAACCCUACCAAAAGCUGGAAAAAAAACAAAGUUUGAAAAUGAAAUAGAUCAAGGUGAAACUAAAACUGUCGCCACAUUACCUAAAGCUGGAAAGAAAUCUAGAUUCCAGGGCCAAACUGUUGAGGACAUAAAGAAAAAGAAAAAGAAAAUUAACAAAGGGGAGCUAAAGAAGAAAACGGUUGCACACUUACUUGGUGGAGGCUUGCAGAAGAAAAAGAAGGUUUAGGUUGUCAAUACUUAUAUAUGCCUUCCAGUACAAAAUUGUAAAAGGGAGAGUUACCAUUUGUGAAAUUUCAAUGUAUUUUGUAACUGUCAUGAAAGUGAGACAGAAAGUUGUAACUAAUCUUGCAAAAUUAAUCUUGCUGUAGACUUUUUAAGACUUUGAAAUGAAUUACUGUAUUUAAAACAGAA
Molecule: messenger RNA, 1867 nt
Organism: Frankliniella occidentalis (western flower thrips)
Lineage: Eukaryota; Metazoa; Arthropoda; Insecta; Thysanoptera; Thripidae
Product: RNA-binding protein 34
Exons: 9
Coding region: 264-1682 (472 amino acids)
Cellular component (GO): cytosol
Molecular function (GO): mRNA binding
Source: RefSeq, a predicted model, not a curated record